This is a messenger RNA of Acanthosepion pharaonis, 2805 nucleotides long. The record is from the annotation of a GenBank genome assembly. Lineage: Eukaryota; Metazoa; Mollusca; Cephalopoda; Sepiida; Sepiidae.
AUGCCGUCAAGGAGAGAAAGCCAGGGAGAGGUUGGCGUCAUCGGGGCAAACCUCGUGGGCCAAGGAACGGGCCGUCUCCCCCCUCAAACACGUGAUCAAAAUUUCGACAACAGGGAAAGAAACAACUCGACUACCCCAAUCGUGUAUUUUCCUUCUCGCAAACGUUCCUCCUCUUCAUCGUUAGCCAUCCCAACGGCUGGAUCAUCGUCUUCUCUCGGCUACCGUCCCGUGCCCUCCCGGGCGCACCGAACCAUCCAACACUCCAACAGUACGGGCACCCUCACUUCGAUAGAGUCGGGAGCCCACACCAUGACGAGUUUAGAAUGGGUCCGUUGUGGCUCUGGGGGCAAAAUUUGUAUAUUUCUCGUACUUGGAAUUAUUUUACUGAUGUUGGGCAUUUUCAUCGGAGCCUUUUAUUUGAACAUCCAACAGCUGACUAGUUCUUCUACCCUCACUGAAGUCCUGCCAAAUUAUGUCAUCGCAUUGUCGGUGAUGCUUAUUGGAUUCAGUGUCAUUAUUUUAUUCUGGAAGAGAUCCAGAGUGCUGUUAUUUAUUGCAAUGGUACUUAAUGUUUGUGGCUUCAUCUUAUGCCUCCUGACAACCAUUUUAACUGGGACUCACAUCUUAAAACCAAUUGUCAACAUCACUUACUGUGAAUACCGUGCAGCGUCUAAAACAUCUUCUUCUUCUUCUUCUAUUUCUCCUCCUCUUCUUUCUUCUUCUAUUUCUCCUCCUCUUCCUUCUUCUUCUAUCUCUCCUCCUUCUUCCUUUUGGGUUGGGCAGGAAUUGUUUAAGUUGCCAUUCUAUGGAAGCAGCAACUGUGAAAUUAAGACUUUGCUUCCCAAAAUGCUGUAUGUGUUGUGCGCAAACAACCUUAUUGCUGCUCUCAUCUGUGCUAUUGCCUACAUCAUUACACUUCGGGUAUAUCGUAUGAAAAAGAACAAAGAAGAUGAACUUGAUGAUGAAAUCUAUGACCCAGAAGAUAUGCACCACAUCAACAGAGAUGAUUCUUACCUGUCAAGUCGGUGUCAUGAUAAUCACUAUUCAGGUAUUCCGCCAAGCCCAGAGAGCCCAGUCCCCCUCCUGGAAGCUGUAUCUUCACGAGGAAUCAGUAUUGUGGACAAGACUUCUAUCUUGAAGGACUUAUUACCUGACAUUGGUAAGAAACGACUUGUGAAGCGUAGCCAAAGUUUCAGCUAUCAUGGUCGAAGUGUGGAAGGGACCUGUGAUUCCAUGGAUGAUAGUGAUGGGAAAAUUUUUGACAGGACCCACCCCAGACAUAUGAAGGGUCGCAAUGUACCUUGUCGAACCCUUAGUGAGACUGUACGACCCUCAAGUGCUGGCACACCUGAUAAUUCCAAGAAGAAAUUUUCUAAGCAGGAAGCACAACAUCAAGUUGGCAGUGAAGACAGUUUGGAUAACAGGCAAUUAUUAUUAAUUUUGGGUCUCCAUAUGCGUAACAUCCAAGAACAACAUGAAGCCGAAAUCCAAAGCAUUCAACAAGAACACUUUUCCCUUUCGUGCCAAGACUCCUCAACCUUACUAUCCUAUUUUUCACCUGGGGAUGAUAAGCAGGAACGAGGUAAUAUAUCUGGAACUUCAACAGAGUUUUCUCCCCCUGGAAAUAAUCCUAACCGUAGCAAUGCAUCAGGGACAUCAGUAGAUCAAUCCCCAAGUGCUUUCCAAGAUGUGAGAAAAGUGUGUGACACUCCCAUUGCUCACCCCAAAAUGUUACCCACAACUCCAACUGAUUCACCAACAAGUGCCAACUAUGAUGGACAAUCAAGAACUGAUUGCGAUAAAUCUUUGAAGACAUUGCUUGUUUAUUCACCAGAAGACAACAUUAACUACGAGGACACAUCUGGGAGUAAAGUUGACUUUUCCAGAAAUGUCACUGGAGAAUCUGUUAAUUUUUCACCUCCAGACAGUCACUCGCAGUAUUUAUCUACAAGUCGUGUAUACUCGCCAUCCAGGCACAUUGUUGAAACUGACAAAUUCUCACCCUCUUCUCCAUUGGCAAUGAGUGAAACGAGCUCUCGAGGAAAUACUUCUGGUGCUUCAGCUAAAAUGUCUCCUUGCCGCAACUUACCCCAUCCUCCUGUAGCCCAGAUGUUAACACCGAAGAUGGUGCCGGCAGUUAAGGAGGUCAUCAUGAACAGUAGAACAGCUUCUGAACCGCCAAAACGAAACACAAAGUAUAACAAACGAGAAGAGUAUACGAGUUCAAUACGAAGCCGAUCUGCUUCUCUCUCUCCUCAUCGAAAUAUUGGAGAUGAUUCUUUAGGUCCUCGGGAGCAGCCUUAUGGUCAGUAUGGGCCAUAUAACAGAAAAAUUGAGGGGUCAAAUGUUUAUUUGUCCCAAACAAAGAAAGAUCAGGAUGACAGUAUAUACAAAGGUCAGAAAUGGAACCCUGACAUUGAGAGUCAGCCACGCAAAGAGAAGCCACCACCUCCCUAUCCAUCCCGUACUUCACAUAAUGGACCAUGCUCAAAAUUACAUGGCGAGUCACGUAAAAAUCUUCUUCGGGGUCGGGGUAAUUUUCGAGUGGGACCAGAAGGAGUCAGUUACCGGAGGAAGAAAAUAGAAAGGUUAGACAUGAGUUUUGACCAGGCUGAUGAUUUGCCACGGUCAGAGUUGGAUGUCGAGGGUGAUGUGGACAGAGAAGAGUUGUACCCAACACCCGAAAAAAAUCGAAUAUUUUUAGAUUAUGAGUACCAAAAACACUUGGAGGACCAGCAAAAUUUCUUAUUGCUCAGAGACAAAGGAAGUGGUAGUGAUUCUGAUGCAGUCGAGACUAUUAUAUAA